AUGACAAUAGACGAAGGUAGUGAUGACGGUCACCGGUCUUCUCGAGCACUUCGCUUAGGUGCCUUUGUCACUUCGUCACUGGUGUCGGUGUUGCAAGCAUUCAGACACACCAACAGCGCAAGGAAGCCCCGUGACCGUUGUGCAGAGGCGUUGUUUUGCUUCAUCGCUCUGUACAGUAAUACCAUCUUAUUGAUAUAUGAGGAGCGACAUAGUCCAGACCGAACUCGGACCGUUGUGAGAUUCAUGGCUGACCGCAGUGCGGCUAUACGGCGGCGCAGGCGGGAGGCAAGAAGCAUUCGGCGCCUCCGCCGUCAAGAUAUGCGAUCUAAUCGAUUCGAGCCAAUCAUGCGUAACACAGUCAUCGCGUCGGAAAUCCUAUUGGCUGGCGAGCAUGUGGUUGAGCCGUGGCAGAGUCAUAUUGAACCGCUCGACCUCGUGGGUGGGACGCUCGCUCUCUCAGGUCGCCUCCGGAAGAUUGACCGGAACCGGAAACGCAAAGAGAUGGCCUCGAGGCGCUUUCCUGCCGCUCGUCCUUGCUAG
Messenger RNA from Pseudozyma hubeiensis SY62, 540 nucleotides. RefSeq lists its product as hypothetical. The transcript has a single exon. The record is from RefSeq and is a predicted model, not a curated record. The coding region runs from base 1 to 540 and encodes 179 amino acids. Lineage: Eukaryota; Fungi; Basidiomycota; Ustilaginomycetes; Ustilaginales; Ustilaginaceae.